CUUCAGCUUGGCGCGUGCUUUGGAUCUCAGUAAAUCUAACUAGUUAAUGAGAUAAAAAUCGACCCAGUUUUAUAUUUAUAUUAGUGAUUAAUCGUUAAAACCGCCGUUAAUCCGGUUACCGUAAAGCCCCUGUGUGUCAUGGCUGAAUAAUGUGUGUUAAAGAUGGAAGACAUGGAGGUAGAUUUGCAGCUCGGAGCAGGUCCCAUCAUCAUUCCUGACUCCGGGAGCAGCACGGAAGUGGAAGAGGACGAGGAGCCCGAUAGGAGACCUGAAGGACGAAGCACGGUUCUUAUUACAAGGCCACGACUUGCAACAACUCAGAUUAUCAGGAGAAGGAGGGCAAGAGCAGGGCUGCGGUUCCAGUACUCCACACAGUCUUCACCUUUGAACCGAGGUCCUUUAGACUUUCUGCUCAGGGUGUCAACAGGAAGCGACACAGAGCCUCUCUCGGGUAGCACAGACGAUGUGAGCGACUCUGAGGAGGAAAGACACAAUAGAGAGACACCGGGUCCGAUACCUGCUGCUGAUGUUACAGCUAUACUGAAUAGCAGCCAGCCUGCUGCUCUCGUCUCUCCACCACUUCAACAGUCCAGUGCAACAGAGCCGACUGUUUCUGCUGAAGCUGAUCACCCUGAACCUCUAGUUCAGUCUGAAGUAAAGGCUGAGGCGUCACCCGCAGAGGCCAAUAAAGGCGCCUCGCUCUCGGCUGCUGGGGCUGAGAAUGAUGGAGAGGGAGAGACCUGCUCUAUAUGUUUUGAACCUUGGACCACAUCUGGUGAACACCGCCUGGCCACGCUGCGAUGUGGACACUUGUUUGGAUUCACCUGUAUUGACCGCUGGUUGAAGGGCCAAGGAGCGAAAUGCCCUCAGUGCAAUAAGAAGGCCAAGCGUGCUGAUAUCGUGCUGUUGUAUGCACACAAACUGAGGGCCGUGGACAACACAGAACAGGAGAGUUUAAAGAGAUCUUUGGAGCAGGAGCAAAGUUUGCGGAGGAAGGCAGAGCUGGAAUCUGCUCAGUGUCGUCUUCGUUUACAGGUUGUAACAGACGAGUGUGGGAAACUCCGCAAAGAGGUUCAGGAGCUCAGGAGGUUAAUGGCACAGACUCCUUCCAGCUCGACUCAUUCUCAGACCUCUGCACUGUCUCUGUCUCAGAGACAUGAAUCCUCCUGCAGAGGAAAUUAUGUUUUCUCUAAGGCUGUCCUUGUUUCUCAGACCGGUGGCUGUCGUGUGCUGACUUACUGUGAGCCCCUCAGUUGCCUGUUGGCUUCUCAGCCUUCCCCUCAUGCCUCCCUGGUUCCUGGCUUUGGGGUGAAAAAAAUCAGCACUGUGAAUCUCAAAGCCAGUCAUUAUGUUCCCAUCCACACUAAACAAAUCAGAGGCCUUGCCUUCAACAGACAGCAAGAUGGCCUUCUGCUUUCGGCUGCCUUCGAUAAUACCAUCAAGCUUACCAGCUUGUUUACCAACACAGUGGUACAGGCCUACAACACUGGGAAAACCGUAUGGAGCUGCUGUUGGUGCCACGACAACAACAACUACAUUUAUGCUGGUCUGAGCAACGGCUCAGUGCGAGUGUAUGACACACGGGACACCAGCACUCACGUGCAGGAGCUCGCACCUCUUCGUUCCAGUUGUCCGGUCGUAUCCCUGGCCUACCUGCCCCGUGCUGCCUCCAGCUUGUUCCCCUGUGGUGGCCUCAUUGCUGGCUCCCUUGAGGGAGGAUGUUUCUGGGAGCAAGUGGAUGGAACCUUAUAUCGACAGCACGUUCUGCCUUUAGAGUCUGGAGGCUGUACAGACAUUCAGGUUGAACCUGAGAGCAGACAUUGUCUGGUCACCUACAGACCAGGUCGUACCAACCCAUCUUUGCGUUGUGUUCUGAUGGAGCUUAACCGAAGCCCUCAUCAGGACUCGGGCCAGGAUCCUGUCUGUUCCUGUUCUCCUGUCCAGACCUUCACUGCUGGCUCAUCUUCCAAGUUGCUCACAAAGAACACUGUGUUCAAGAGUCCUGUUACUGACUCCACUCUGGUGUGUGCAGGAGAUGAGGGUUCUAACUCUACCAUGGUAUGGGAUGCGAGUAGUGGAGCCUUGCUUCAGAAACUUCCUGCAGACAUACCAGUCAUGGACAUCUGCCCUUUUUAUACAAACCAAGAACAUUACCUGGCAUCUCUAACGGAGAAGAUGAUUAAGAUCUAUAAAUGGGAGCAGAGUGGCUCAGAAAGAGCGAGUUUCUAAGAGUAGCUCCUUUGGUCGUUUUUGGACCCAGACGAUGUGGUCUGUUUUACUCUUGACAUGAUGGUUCAUAGAAAUCAGGGGUAUUUUUCAAAGCAUACGUUUUAUUGUGAUGAUGGGACUUUGAAUGACAGGGCAUGUGACUGUGUUCGAUCUGCAUACCAUGGAUAUUGUGAAAAGCUCCAUAAAUUAUCCGCUAUAAUUUUGCAUUAAGGUUUCAGAAACAUCAUUAAUCAUCAGUAUAGAUUUGUAUUGCUUGUUGCACUCAAGAUAUUCGUCCUGAAAACUUUCUUGUUUUCAAACGUUUCGUUUUCUUUGUCAUGUUUUCUGUAUAAUCUUCUAACAUUGUUCCAGUUGUUUAAGAAUACAACAGUGACAUGCCUCUGCAUUUUUCCUGUGUGUUUGUAUGUAAUGGUAAAUGUACAUACGUAAAUGUUUUUAUUGAUCUCUGACUGUAUUUCUUAAUAAAUGUUUUAUUGAGGCUGUUUU
This is a messenger RNA of Tachysurus vachellii, 2715 nucleotides long. RefSeq names its product ring finger and WD repeat domain 3 (gene rfwd3). NCBI's taxonomy places the organism in Eukaryota, Metazoa, Chordata, Actinopteri, Siluriformes, Bagridae. Bases 163 to 2229 code for a protein of 688 amino acids. The transcript is spliced from 13 exons. Gene Ontology annotation, molecular function: protein binding; ubiquitin protein ligase activity. Gene Ontology annotation, cellular component: site of double-strand break; nucleus. The record is from RefSeq and is a predicted model, not a curated record. Gene Ontology annotation, biological process: protein ubiquitination; double-strand break repair via homologous recombination; interstrand cross-link repair.